Messenger RNA from Ascochyta rabiei, 2766 nucleotides. RefSeq lists its product as uncharacterized. Bases 1 to 2766 code for a protein of 921 amino acids. NCBI's taxonomy places the organism in Eukaryota, Fungi, Ascomycota, Dothideomycetes, Pleosporales, Didymellaceae. Gene Ontology annotation, biological process: DNA-templated transcription; regulation of transcription by RNA polymerase II. The transcript has 7 exons. Gene Ontology annotation, cellular component: chromatin. The record is from RefSeq and is a predicted model, not a curated record. Gene Ontology annotation, molecular function: DNA-binding transcription factor activity, RNA polymerase II-specific; RNA polymerase II cis-regulatory region sequence-specific DNA binding; zinc ion binding.
AUGUCCGAACUUGAGACAAGCGGCCGCCCAUCGGCUUUGACUAUCGAGCAACAGCAGCAGCCCAGAGACACAUCUGCUUCCGCAGCUCAUGUGCCCAAGAACAGACGCCGAAAGAGAUCGUCAACAAUAUCGAAUAGUCUCACUGCAGACACAAACACUACCUUCUCUCGACGCCAUUCCGAGACCACUAACGAAAUCACUACCCGACCUAACCCCGGCUCUUCCCUCUUUGCACAACGGUCGACUAUAAGCCCCCACAUCACGUCAGUCAUGUCUACAGUCAACUACACCAAGACAGGGCGAGUCAGCAAAGCUAAGAAGGGUGUCAAAGUACACGAUUGUGAAUGUGGACGUUCAUACACGCGGGCUGAGCAUUUGAGACGUCACCAGCGAAAUCAUGCCCAAGAGGGUGCCAUGUUCUGCAAGCAUCCCGACUGUGGCAAGACCUUCUACCGAACCGACCUGUUACAGCGGCAUGAAGAACGACACAGCGAAGUCGGCAAUGCGUCUCGCCAACCAUCUCUAUGCAGUAGCGAGCACUCCGUUUCUACAUCUCCUAGAUCUAUGCCCGCGGCCUUACCUACGGGGCCUCUCCAGCCGACCCUGACAUAUCACCCACAGCAGGUUCUGUCUUCUCAUCCAGAGGUCACCGCAUUUUCAAGCGAUCUAGAGCAUCAGAAUUUAGCCUUCUCGACUCGUCACUCAAUAUCAGGCCCUAUUCUAGCCGAUGAAGGCAUGAACACGAGAGGACACUGGCACGACUCGUUGGCACCAUCGCCUUACUCCUGCUCGAGUGGUUACACCUCUCCCGUUCCUGAGUAUAACCAUACGUAUGCAACACCACCAUACGGCUCGGGCAUGCUUCGGACACGCGCAUCUUCGAACGCCUCGUUCAUUGGACCAUGGGGGCACGACUCGCAGUCGCCAAUAUCGGACGUCUCAAACUUUCAGUAUUCUUGGCCACCAGAAAAGAACUUGAUAGCAUCCAGCCUGUCUUACGUUCCUGUUUCGUACCCCCCGGUCGGUAUGCCGCUGCCCGCAUCUUUGGGUCCAUUAGGACACUACGAACACUUCUGUGCCAACAACGUGGCUCAGAUAGACCACGAUGAGAGUAUAGAGCUGUUUCCCGAGGGACAAUACGGUAUGAGCCCAACCGCCCACAUUUAUCAAUUUGAGCAAUAUCUGAACAAUUACUGGAGGCUCUUUGAUCCCGCAUUCCCUAUCAUCCAUCGACCUACCUUCGCCAGCCUAGAAGCGCCACCCAUGCUCUAUGCCGCGAUGAUUGCUAUCGGCGCGCAACAUAGCAACAAUGUCUGCGAUAGACAAGUGGCUGCAAAGCUCCACAAAACCUGCGUCAAGCUGCUCGACAACAGAGAUCGAUCGAAUUCAACCCGAUACGAUAGACUUUGCGAUUACCAGACCAUUUUUCUGGUGGAAGUGUUCGCUCAGUAUUGCGCCCAGCGCUGUGCAAAGACACUCUCACCGCGAUUUAUGACGAUGUAUAAAAAGUUGCUAGAAAUACGAAGCCUUCACCCCUCCACCAUCCUCGGGCUUACUUCUCUUGUUCCUACGCCUGCAGAUAAAGUGCAGGACCGCUGGACACAAUGGGCAGAACUAUCUGCAAGGCAACAUCUGAUUCUGUCAUGCCACAUACUGGAAUACCAGCAAUUCAUGCUACUUGCACGCGAUUGUGGGUUGUCCUUGCAAAUUGGAGGCAAUGAUCUUCCCUUUCCGGCACACAGAUCUCUGUGGGAUGCAACAAGCCCUCACAUAUGGAUCAUCGCUACUAGGCAACAUUUGGACAGUCCCGCCACCGUCCUGGAAGCUUUAAGCAACCCAGUCUUUGGAAGAUACGACACCUUCCGGUCUGCAGUGCUUAUUGUCGCACGUUAUACGCCUUGCAGUGCAUCCACGUCUGGCACAGACUCAGACAUAGAGAGCAUCCUGGAUGACUCACCUCCGACUAUUUUCCGACUUCAGUCAGCAAAGCUCGCGCGACUAGUGCCGAUGCGUGCCCUGUUGGCUGUAUCGGGGGAAGCCUGGAUCCUGGGUCAAAAAGUCACAUCGGAACCCGAGUUCUCUGCGUUGAGGAUUACUCUUCAAGCGUGGGUAGAACAGCUUUGGUCAUGCGCUAUUGACAAAUACUCGCAACCGACUGCGGAAGCCCUGCGGCUCUCCAUAUGCAUCUUAAAGCAAUCUCUUGAAUCAAGAGAACCAUUCGCAUGGGGCAUAGGCAAUCAGAUGAGCUUGUUCCUGGCCGCUUUGGUGGUGUGGGCCACAACUGUCGCCGCGAGUUCGAGACUUGCAUCGAGCCUUUCAUCUCAGCAAUCGAAGUCGCUGCUAGCAUCGCACGUAAGCAUGGUCGCGAUGAUGCAGCCAACAGUAGUUUCAUAUGCGACCAACCAUCCAACAUAUCUGGAGCCUAUACACCAUUUCUCAGAGCCCAGCCAAGACAUCCAGAUCAUGUCCAACGUUCCAGAAGGGCGAGCUUUCCUAACAGACCCGGAGGUUCUGUGGAACACUUCGCGCUUCUUGACAUCUGCAGUUGAAGACAUCACCGCUCUCAACGACGCAUCCUGCCACUCUGGUUGUGCAAGCCUACUCCUUUGGGUGAAGAGUGUCCUUCGCGGCGCGCCUGUCAACAAUGUAGAGUCCACAGCCAUUGACGUAGGCACAAAUGAAGAUCUCCACGGAGAGCUCAGCCACGUUAUCGUUGACCAAAUCGAGAGAAUGCUUAAUCAUGGGUGGGAAGGCUGGGGCAUCUGA